Molecule: messenger RNA, 1037 nt
Organism: Triplophysa rosa
Lineage: Eukaryota; Metazoa; Chordata; Actinopteri; Cypriniformes; Nemacheilidae
Gene: dusp22a
Product: dual specificity phosphatase 22a
Exons: 7
Coding region: 183-809 (208 amino acids)
Biological process (GO): protein dephosphorylation; regulation of cell population proliferation; transforming growth factor beta receptor signaling pathway
Cellular component (GO): cytosol
Molecular function (GO): protein tyrosine/serine/threonine phosphatase activity
Source: RefSeq, a predicted model, not a curated record
AGGAAGUUGUGUCAUGGCAGCUGUUUCUCUACCCCGACGUUUGAGUUAUGCUGUAUUAUAAUGCGCUUUCAUACACUGAGAGGACAGCAGUGUGAUUUUAGUGAAGUAAUGAGAUGACACUACUGCGACCAUAUGCAAACGUAACUAACGUUACUGCGUAGAUCUACAUUAAGCAGUGAACGAUGGGCAACGGAAUGAAUAAGGUUGUUGAUGGUCUCUAUCUUGGAAAUAUAAGAGACUCAGAGAAUAGAGAAAAUCUGUCUCGUCAAGGCAUCACCCACAUCCUCUCUGUGUGCAACAAUGCCAAGCCUGUAUUAGAGGACAAGACCUAUCUGUGCAUUCAUGCAGCUGAUGCUUCCAGCCAAAAUCUGUCUCAACAUUUUAAAGAUUGCAUACGCUUUAUUCACGAGUGUCGACUCAAUGGAGGGGCGUGUCUAGUUCAUUGUCUUGCUGGAGUGUCUCGCAGUACAACCAUGGUGGUGGCUUACCUCAUGACCGUCACCAGUUACAGCUGGGAGGAGUGUCUGAGCGCCGUAAAGGCUGUGAGAUCCUUUGUGGGCCCAAAUUACGGCUUUCAACAACAGCUGCAGGAGUUUCAGAUGAAACAAGUUUCAGAGUACCGGGUGUGGCUGCGGGCCAGCUACAGACCUAGUCCCUUUAAAGACCAGGAGCAGGUUCAAGCUUUACUGAGUUUAUACACAGAGCAACAGCAACAGGCCCAGCAGCGUGAAGAAGAAUGGUUGAAUCAGUCCUCUAGUACCUGCACACUGCCCAACAACAAAUUCAGCAGACCAGGCAGCAACAGUUGAAAGAGGUGCUCACGCCCGUCCUCCAGAGUUCAACUGCUUUAACCUCUGCUGAACAGUAUCGCCACAUCGGACGAGCCAAAUUAAAGACCUUAAAUCGGUUACACUAGACUCAAAUGUGCAUGUAAUGUCAAAACACAGAUUGGCGUAAUCAAAGUAAUUGAAGUGAAGCAACAAAAGAUUUUUCUUUCUCUUUUUUUGGUAAUAGCACUAAUAAAUGUAUUUCAUUAA